GUAACCCAUCUUUACCACAUACUUGUUUUGGGGUUAUUAAUGAAAUGGGCCCUUCACCUUCAUUAACAGUUCCUUUAUCAUCUUCACAAAAUUCUGUAGAUGUAGACGAUACAGCCACGAGUUUACCUUCUUCUUUACCAACACACACCUCUAAGCCGCCCCUCAGCAUGUCACAAGAGUUGGAGGAAUUACUGAUAAAACUAGAUAAAGAAUCAAAAAUGAAGUCUGGGGUAGAAAAUAUGCUCGAAGUCUACUUCAAAGACAAGAAGCGCACAAAGGACUUGGAACUUCAACUCGAAGCUUAUAAUACAUCCAUUGAUGAUACAAUAAAACGCAUUGAACACAUCAGAACAAAUGCCGGAAGCAAUAUUAUUGAAGUUGCAAAACUUUUAAAGUCUUAUAAAUAUACUGGAACAAGCUUCUCAGAUGCCAUUACACCGUCUGUUCUAGCUCAAUCACGCUCGAAACUGAGGUCGAACGGAGGUACUUCAAAAGGCAAACAGAAAGCAUCACUAGAGAAUGUUUCGUACCCUGAUGACGAUGCGUGGCCCAUUGGAAAGCGACUCGAUCAUAUUAUUCAAUUCCUGGAAAUGGACGAAUGGAAACUCAUGGCAAAUACAACCAUCAAGGAUUCAAAGCUAGAAAAGCUCGAAACUCUCAUCAGAAUAUUAAAAAACACAACUGACAUUGAUACUUAUUGUCCCAAGAAGAAAUUAAUUAUAUGUUUACGUCAAUGUAUUGUCAGUCCUACCAAAGAAAUACGGAUUAUGGCUUUAAGAGCACUACGCUUAUUAGUGGAAGGCCCCCACGAUGUCGAAACCAUGCUGGUACACCAAUUAGAUAUUUUCACAGCAAGAGCUUUGGCGCGUGAUCCAGAAGGAUAUGAACCAGAAAGAGAACAGACAUUAAAGCUCAUACGCUCAUUUAUCGAAUAUGGCGGUGUAAAAUAUAUCAACCAAGGCAUUGUUAAGGCUGUCGUAGCUGUUGCAGAACAACAGGAUUGUAAACUGAGAAAUAUCGCAUUAGAGACCCUGGCCGAAUUGACAAUUUUGGAUAUCGCAUUGACCGUAAGAUCCGGUGGAUUAAGAGUACUGAUACAAGCAUUGAUUGAUGGACAACCCGGAAUAUCAGAAGUAUUAGUUCAGUCUGUAUUAUAUGUGCUCGAUUCACCCGAAAAAAGAUGUUACCUUAGACCAGGUGUGGAAUUGGAGACCAUCAUUGCUCCUUUCACUGAAAACAGCAAAGGGGCUAAUUAUGAAGAACGACUUAAAAAUAGUGCUAAAAUGGUGACGACCUUGAUCAAGAGCUGGGCAGGUAUUUUUUAUAUGAGUGCAAACAAUAUGAGGGCCGCUCGUUCUGUUGUGCAAGCAUUACGCAUGCCUAUACCAGAAACCCAGAAAUUGGCACUAGAUAUGUUCUUCGAAGUGUUUAGAGUGAAACUGCCAAAGGAUCACCACGGGUUUCUUUCGGGAAGACAGCACACCGUUCAAAUAGCACCCACCACCAGUUCAGAUUCAGCAAAGACAUCAAAUCAUCCAGGACCUACUUCUGUAUUAAACGGUGUAGUCAUGUCUAAUUUGAUGACAGCGGGUGGCAUCAGUCCUGACGCCUAUGCUAGAUCUACAUUAAAUCGUGGAGCUACCACAGCCAGUAAUGCCGAGAGACUCAAGAUGCUGGAUCAUCAUCUCAGUAUUAUCAUCAUCAUCUUUAUCGAAUCGGAUAUUCUGAUGGCACUUAUUGAUAUGGUGAAAUCAGAUGAUAUUUACAUGUCACGUAAAGCCACUUUAUUAAUUGGUGAAAUCCUGCAACUUUCCACCCGUCUUUUACCCAUUUUGAUGGCCAUCCAAGUACAAUCUUUACCCAAACUCUUUACAUUAGCAUCCAAUUUCGAUGACGAACAAGUGCGACAUAAUGCCACAGCAGCACUGGCUCAUAUCGAUCGAUUGACUCGAGCAAGAACUCGUUAUGUCGCUUCCAACGCAACAUCCACUUUAGCCACCUAUAAGGGAGGUGAACGUAUUUUAAAUAGUGCAACCUCCGCCCGUACACAAGAAAAAGUGCAUGAAGUCAAAUUAAAAAUUGGUUAUGCCAUUGACGAUACUCAUUUCAGACAGCUCCUUAUGGAUUCUCAAGUGCUCAACACCAAAGAUUAUACAAAAUGGAACUGGGAUAGCGUGACAGAAUUACUACAGGGCCCAUUGUUAAACCCGAGACGAUUGGAAGAAGCCAUGCGUGGCAGAAAAUUUAUCAAACGACUGCUGGCAUUUUAUCGACCUUUUAAACAUCAGUUUUCGGACAUGAAUGCUACCAAAGGAACCAUCGGUCGUUAUGUUAAGACGGGUUGUACAUUGUUAUCGACCUUGUUGACAAAUACCGAUGGCGUACGCUAUUUAAUUGAAAAUAAAUUACUGGGGGAUAUAGCAGAAGCCUUUAAUGAAUUAGAUCCUUUGCUCUUGAACGGUGAUCCCGAAACAGAGCCCAUCUUUUCAAAGGAACGCAUGGAAAGUACUUUAACAUGUGGUUACUUUGCUCUAUUAGGCACAUUAUCAAAAUACAAGGAAGGUGUACGCAUCUUAGAGAAAUUCAAAAUUUUCAGCUGUUUUUAUCAAAUCUCGGAACUCAAGAAUAGAACUGAUCUCAAAGUCGCCAUGAUUACCAAUCUUGAUUAUACUUUAGAUGGACAUCCUCGAGUAUUAUUGUCAAAAAUCAUGACAUCCGGUUAUAACCCCAUUCGUUUGUUCGCUACACAACAUAUCGGUGUCAUCAUGCGUCAGUCAGAAGCUGAAUAUAACGACUGGGUCAUUCGGUUAUUGGUUACGCAGCUCUAUGAUACUCACAUGGAUGUCUGUCAGACUGCUGUCAGUUUACUGGACGAAGCCUGCGAAAAACAGGCCAAUCUGGAACUAUUAGUGCAAUGCCGACCGAGUUUAGGUCAUUUAGGCGAGAUUGGGAACCCAUUGCUAUUAAGGUUUUUGUCGACUUCCACCGGCUUUUGUUAUCUAAAUGCCUUGGGCUAUGUUCAAAAAGAAAUGGACGAUUGGUUUGAGAGAGGAAAUCAGAAUUAUGUAACACAAUUGGAGCUUUCGCUGGCGAGAGCAUUAGUUAAUACGCCCGAAAAAAAAGUCAUCAAUCCAUUUGAAGAACGAGUAGAUAGUGAAAACGAUUUUGAAUCAUUACAACCAGGGGAUGGAUUGACACCGCCUCACUUUUACGGCGAGUUAACAAAGACAGAGGAAGGAUGUCAUUUAUUACGAGAUAAGGGUCAUUUUAAAUUAUUUGCCGAUUUCGUUCGUAAUUUCCCGCUAGAAAAGCAUGUGGAAAUGGAAGAAUCUCUGGCUCAAUUAAAGGCGGUCUUAUGGGCGCUGGGGAAUAUCGGUGCGACUAAAAAUGGACUGCCGUUUUUGGAAGAAGAGGACAUUGUUAAGGACAUCAUUAUCAUGGCAGAGAGUAGUGAUAUUCUAUCAUUAAAAGGAACUUGUUAUUAUGUGCUUGGGUUAAUUGCCAAAACGCAACAAGGUGUAGAAUUGCUAGGUGAAAUUGGAUGGGAAAGUGUGGUCUCACCUAACGGAGAACCCGAAGGAUUAUGUGUGCCAUUAAAUCUAUCCCGAUUCUUGACAAUUCGGAAUUGGAAAUAUAAGCCUGCAUUGUCAGCACCACCUAUUCUACCAAAAUCUGCCACAGCUGAUUCAAUUGGUGCAGACAUACUAAAGAAUAUUGGUGAUAUGAGCAACCAUAUAUUAGCGAAUGAAGCCUCUAAAAACUUGGCUAGAUUAAAGCAAUUUUACCCUGAAUCUUUCAAACGAGUGGACCUGUACUAUUCUGUAUGUCAAUUAUUAGGCAGCUAUCAUUUUAGGUCCCCCGUGAGAAAAUACGUAUUAGAGAUAUUCGAUAUGCGAUUUACGACCGAGUUGUUGAAAGAGCUUGAUGAGAUCUCUGCUACGACAACACCAUGUAUAACAUUUACCUCAACCGAUGAAGCGAUUUUGUCCAACACAACACAUUCUACAUCGGCUAUUCCCAAUCCUAGCGACAGUAUACCACAAGAGAAAUUAGAGCCAAAGCAUGUAAAACUAGGAUUUCAUAUACGAUGAUCUCAUUUCUCCCCUCUGGGGAUUUUUAAGUCCCCGAGAGUACAUAAUCAUGCUGAUGAUUGAACCAUCUUCCUUAAUUCUGAUUGGAUAAAACUCAUUUAGCAAGCAUGCUUUUUUUUUUUUCUAAACCAUCAAAUCUUUUUUUUUUUUUCAUCCA
This is a messenger RNA of Mucor mucedo, 4248 nucleotides long. RefSeq names its product Rapamycin-insensitive companion of mTOR, N-term-domain-containing protein. Gene Ontology annotation, biological process: TORC2 signaling. The record is from RefSeq and is a predicted model, not a curated record. NCBI's taxonomy places the organism in Eukaryota, Fungi, Mucoromycota, Mucoromycetes, Mucorales, Mucoraceae. Gene Ontology annotation, cellular component: TORC2 complex. The transcript is spliced from 12 exons. The coding region runs from base 45 to 4091 and encodes 1348 amino acids.